CCUACUUUCGUUUCUCGAAACGUAGUUGUCCAUUUGUAAAACAAAGAACAGAGACAUUGUUUAUAAUAUGAAAGAGGAAGACAGUCUAAGUAAUAAUGCUGAGCUACUGUUAACCAAAAGAGAUAAUUUUUCAUCAGUGAUGUUUCCAGCAGUUUGUCACCAAUUUGUCAAUGCCAUGGGCAAGGACACUCUUAUUCCAUCCUCCAGUUUAGAAGAGUCCACGAGAAUUUCACCUUUUAAUGUUGUGGCAAAGAGACGAAAACGAAGAUGGAUAUUCUUCCACAAAAUUGAGUAUUCAACGUAUGACUUUCCACUUUAUGACCUUCUCAACAGCAAUGCUGUGUUUGAGUCAAAACUGGAGGAGACAGCAUUCUGCUCUUACAACCCAGAGAGCACUUACUCACUUAGUGGUAAAUUUGGAGUAGACAUCAUGAAAGACUUGAUGGAUGCCAAUCUAAGUGCUAGCGAUAAAGUUACUAUCAGCGCCAAACUUGGAGAAGUGAACUUGGUACAGGUGGCUGAUCCAGAUAAUUUUAUGAGUGAACUCAUGACAAGGAAACUUAACAUGAACCAUCCAUUAGUGAAGCAGAUUCGUAAAUCAAAAGAUACCGUUCUGUGUGUAAUCAGAGGUGUUAUACAGACAACAGAUAAUGCAGAGAUCAAACGUAUUCAAGAUAAAGAUCUGAAAGAAACAAUGAGUGAAAAGUGUCAACAGAUUAAGCAAGUUACAAAAGAGGGAGGUAAUGAAAGUGGCGAAUUCUCUGAGAACAUGAAAAAAGAUAUCACACUAGAAAAAGGAACAACACUGGCCUACAAAGUCUGGGAACUGAAAAUAAAUGCUGAGAAUGGUGCAAUAGAACCCAUCAUGACAGCAGAAUUAGAGGGAGGAUUUCAUCACUCAACCAUGGAUGAUAUAAAUACUGAUGGUGAUGAGUCUUCUACGAGCCCAACAGAACAAGAAGAAACCUCUGUACUCCAACAUCUAGAGGAGCAACUGCAGCCUUUAUUUGACCUCCCUGAAGCUGAAGGUCAACUGUUGAAAUUGUCUUUACUCAAACUCAUGACAUGUCAUAGUGAUGUUGUCCUGCUUUCCAAACUGCUUGUCCAAGCAGAAACAGGUACCUUAAAAGAAGAGAAAGAAAAAUAUAAUGAGCUAAUUGUCAAUAAAGCUGAAACAUGGACAGUGGCUACAUCUGCAGGGAUUAAAACUGAGGGGGAGAAUUUAGUAUAUGAAGGGGAGAUAACUCCAAUCUUAGCUGCUGUUGCUCACCUGGUGGAUGCCAUGCAUGAUGUGGAAACACAAGAUCUUGAGAAACUUUGUCAGUGUAAUGAAGAUCAGCUAAAAGCAUUAACAAAAAUUUUUAAGAGUGCAGUAUCUAGCAGUAUGCCGAUACCUCUAGACACAGAAACUUCUCCAGCAGUAGAGGAUCCUGCAGAUGGUAUUCUCUCCGACAUGAAACUCACAGUUUAUAAAGACAAUGGAACUAUACUACCACCAGAGACAAAGACACAUAUCCAUGAGUGUAUCUACUGUAUUCUUCACUGUGUCUCUUAAAAUGUAUCAUGGGCGCUUAGAACAUGAAUGUGGCUAUAUUACUUACAAAGACAACUUUAUAA
Messenger RNA from Mytilus trossulus (common blue mussel), 1617 nucleotides. RefSeq lists its product as uncharacterized. Gene Ontology annotation, cellular component: cytoplasm. Gene Ontology annotation, biological process: programmed cell death. The record is from RefSeq and is a predicted model, not a curated record. NCBI's taxonomy places the organism in Eukaryota, Metazoa, Mollusca, Bivalvia, Mytilida, Mytilidae. The transcript has 11 exons. The coding region runs from base 68 to 1555 and encodes 495 amino acids.